Prosopis cineraria is the source of this 561-nucleotide messenger RNA. Its product is annotated as pseudo histidine-containing phosphotransfer protein 6-like. NCBI's taxonomy places the organism in Eukaryota, Viridiplantae, Streptophyta, Magnoliopsida, Fabales, Fabaceae. The record is from RefSeq and is a predicted model, not a curated record. Gene Ontology annotation, biological process: phosphorylation; cytokinin-activated signaling pathway; phosphorelay signal transduction system. Bases 1 to 561 code for a protein of 186 amino acids. The transcript is spliced from 5 exons. Gene Ontology annotation, cellular component: nucleus; cytoplasm. Gene Ontology annotation, molecular function: protein histidine kinase binding; histidine phosphotransfer kinase activity.
AUGCCCUGUUGGAACCAGAAGCUGUUGAUGGAUAAUAAGAGUUGUUUUUGUGGACCGGACAAGACGGGGGUUCCGGUGUGGGAACUCGGGUUGGGCGGUGACCGGCUGUGGGCCGACAUGAACCGCCUGGUCUCCUUCCUCUUGCACCACCAAGUCCUCGACGAACAGUUCUUGCAGCUUCACCAACUUCAAGACCUCUCCUCUCCCUUCUUCGUCUCCCAAGUUUUCUCCAUCUACUUCCAUGAGUCCGAGAAGCUUCUCUCCACUCUCCGAUCUCUUCUAAUGGAUAAGGGGUUAUUGGACUUGAAGAAAAUGGCAAUACAUUUGAAUCAGUUCAUGGGUAGCAGCUCCAGCAUUGGUGCCAAGAGAAUCCGCAACGCCUGUCUUGCCUUUCGUGCUUCUAUUCUACUCAAUAACCGCCCUGGAUGCUUGAGAGCUUUGGAGAUGCUGGAACAGGAGUAUUGCUAUCUCAAGAACAAGUUACACGAAUUAUUCCAAAUAGAGCAGCAACGCGUUUUGGCAGCAGGCGUGAGAUACCCGGUUGGUGCAGAAUUAAGAUGA